Daktulosphaira vitifoliae (grape phylloxera) is the source of this 2436-nucleotide messenger RNA. RefSeq names its product acyl-CoA Delta-9 desaturase-like. Lineage: Eukaryota; Metazoa; Arthropoda; Insecta; Hemiptera; Phylloxeridae. Gene Ontology annotation, cellular component: endoplasmic reticulum membrane. The transcript is spliced from 7 exons. The record is from RefSeq and is a predicted model, not a curated record. Gene Ontology annotation, biological process: unsaturated fatty acid biosynthetic process. Gene Ontology annotation, molecular function: stearoyl-CoA 9-desaturase activity; iron ion binding. Bases 563 to 1615 code for a protein of 350 amino acids.
CAUUAAAAUAUUUUACUUUUAAACUGUUGCAUCGCGUAAGAAGUUUAAAUAUUGCCAGUUUAUGUAAAAUGUUUGACAAACAACUGCAUCGAUUGCGCAAGGAAAUGAAAUUUCUCCAUAACAAAUAAUUUUUCUUAUUUCUUUUUCACUUAAAAUUUUUAAUGCGUUUACGAGAUUUUCCGAUGGUUAAUUUCUUUCUUUCCGCUGGAAAACUUAAUUCGAUUAGAUUUGGUAUAAUUUGAAUUGCUUUCUGUUUUUAUUUUCGAUUGUUACACUUAAAUUAUAAACACAAAAAUUGCCUACUCAAAAUGUUAACUCCACGUGUUAAAGGUGUUAUUCAAUAUGGCCAAGUGUAGAUGUUAUGUUAUAACGUUUUUUCUUUUUUUAUUUUCACUAAUGCGCUGUCACACAUUCAAUAACAGUACUAUAAAAUUGUAGUUUCGAAACUGAUUCUCGACGUUUUUCUAGACUAUUGUCGUUAUGUUCUAGUAACACAGUUAAAAUACAAUGACGUGAACAGCACAACAGCGGUCUAUUUGUAUAAAGAAUACAUUAUUACAUCAUGGUGCUCAUGCGCUCAGAAACGACUACUGUCACCGAAGUAAACUUGCCUUUGUCAAAAAAUGCGAAAAAAUUUGACGGAAUCGUCGAAGAGAGUAAUUUGGAAGUUGAACAACCUUCAAAGUCACCAUUAAAUAGCAAACAAGAAAUCAUAUGGCAUAACGUAGUUCUUAUUACUCUAGUUCAUGUAUUGUCAGUAGUUGGAAUGUACCACAUAAGACAUACAAUCAAAUAUCCUACGAUAUUAUGGGGGUUCAUCGUCGGAGGUAUCGGAGGAUUCGGCGUAACUGGCGGAGCUCACAGAUAUUACACUCAUAGAUCGUAUAAAGCAAAAUUACCUCUACAAAUAAUACUCUUAGCGUGUUACGCGGUUUCUGGGCAGAACUCUAUACCCGAUUGGGUUCGAGACCAUCGUGUUCACCAUAAGUUUAGCGAAACCGAUGCUGACCCACAUAAUGCUAACAGGGGUUUCUUUUUUUCCCAUGUCGGCUGGCUAAUGCAACGCAAACACCCAGAAGUCUAUCGUCGAGGCAAAGUAGUCGAUAUGUCUGACAUAAACAACGACCCCCUUGUACAAUUCCACACAAAGUAUUUUAUACUGUUGAAAUUGUUGCUCUGUUUCUACUUGCCUGCCGCAUUACCUGUUUACGCGUGGAAUGAAAAUUGGAUGGAUGCAUUUGUUGCCAUUGGCUUGGUCAGAUACGUAUUUAAUUUGAACUUCACGUGGUCAGUGAACAGUGUAGCUCAUAUUUGGGGAAAUAAACCUUAUGACAAACGUAUACAACCGGUUCAAAAUUUAGCGGUAUCUUUGGUCGCUAUGGGUGAGGGAUGGCAUAACUAUCACCACGUGUUUCCAUGGGAUUACCGAGCUGCCGAAAUAGGAGGAUAUGUAUUCAACUUGACGACCAUGUUUCUAGACUUUUUUGCUUGGAUUGGUUGGGUGUAUGAUCGUAAGGCACCGUCUGCACAGCUAGUUCAACAAGUUGCUUUAAAUCAUGGCGAUGGAAGUUGGAAAGAAGUAUCGGAAAAAAAUGUUUGUGAUAAGACUUUAUGAAAAAAAAUUAAUGAAGAACCCGAUGAUUACCUACUUUAUGUUCUUUAUAUUUAAUCAAGUUAUCUCAAGAAACAAACUCUUCAAGGAAUUGAUUUUUGAUCAAACGAAAGAACAAUGUCUCUUGAUUUUUUUUUUAUCAUUUACACUAUUUAGUUAGUAAUCAAUUUUUUGUUAUAAUGUAAAAAGUAUUCAUUUGUGUAUAUUUUUCAAUCUAGAAUUUGAUCAAAAUGUGACAAGUUUAUAGUAUAUUAAAUAUACAUUUAAAUAUUUUUUAUAUUUUGAAAUUUUAGCCCUAAAAAAAUUAGGGAGUACAAAUUUAAAUAAAUGAUGGUUAAUUUUUAUUUAUUUUGUAUUAAAAAUUAAUUUACAAACAAUAUGAAAUACUUGUCACAUUAUCUUCAUAGUUACAAUUUAGGACUUUUCAGUUAUGAAAUUUCAAGCAUAAUUAGAUUUUAGAUAUUGUAAUUUGUCGGCAAUUGCAAAUUAAUUUUUGUUUACAAAUUUUCUAUUUUAAUUUGUAUAUGUGGAAUCUGUUUGUAUUGAUAUAUGUAUUUAUCUGCACAAAUUACAAAAGGCAGAGGAGUCAUUUGUGUUAUUUUGUGUAAUAAGUGUCUUAACUAUUUAUUUUGGGUUAAUAAUAAGUAAAUGUUUGUAUCCUAUUACAAAAUAUCAUUAUAUUGUCAAUUGAAUUACUUAAGUUAAAUUUUCAUUGUAAAUUUUGCAAAUUGUAUUAUUUUAUUAGAAUUUUUACGUAUGUUAACCACGUUCACUUAAGAUUCAACUAAAUAGUUAGAAUAAAAAUGUAAUGUAAUUAUAUUCAA